UGAACCCGGAAGUGUGUCGUGUCACCACGUGAUCUACUCCCAUAGUGCACCAGGCAGUUGGGUGACGUCAUCUUAGGUUUCCUCAUCGUUUUUGGGAGUCGAGUCGACUGAGAAGUAGCCGUAAAGAUGUCGUACGCGUACCUUUUCAAGUACAUCAUUAUAGGCGAUACAGGUGUGGGAAAAUCCUGCCUACUGUUGCAGUUCACAGACAAACGUUUCCAGCCUGUUCAUGAUCUCACAAUAGGUGUCGAGUUCGGAGCACGGAUGAUCACGAUUGACGGCAAGCAGAUCAAGCUACAGAUCUGGGACACGGCUGGGCAAGAGUCAUUCCGUUCCAUCACACGAUCGUACUACCGAGGUGCGGCAGGCGCGCUUCUCGUCUACGACAUCACAAGGCGGGACACAUUCAACCACUUGACCACCUGGCUGGAGGAUGCCCGCCAGCACUCCAACUCCAACAUGGUCAUCAUGCUCAUCGGCAACAAGAGUGACCUGGAGAGCAGACGUGAGGUUAAGAAGGAAGAGGGCGAGGCUUUUGCACGGGAACACGGGCUGAUCUUCAUGGAAACUUCUGCUAAAACUGCUGCCAAUGUAGAGGAGGCUUUCAUCAACACAGCCAAGGAGAUCUAUGAGAAGAUUCAGGAAGGUGUCUUUGAUAUCAACAACGAGGCCAAUGGUAUCAAGAUUGGGCCACAACAUUCCCCAUCAAACCCAGCUCUGGGUGGGGGUGGCGGUGCAGGAGGGAGCCAAGCUGGCGGUGGCUGCUGCUAAAAACUCAUCAUCACGCCCCUCCCCUCUGCCAUCAUGCCUCCCCUAUAAAGUGUAUGGUACAAUCCAAUCAGCAUACUCAGAUACCCCUGUAGAAUUUCCAUUGCAUCCAUUUUAUCUCCUGUAUGUAUGAUAUAAUCUGAUGUGACCUCUACUCUCAGUAACAAGAGAAAAUUACUGUAAGGCAUCAUAUUGUUGCAGUGAACAUCUUACACCAGAAACUCAAAUGUUGUAGGUUAAUCUAGGCAAUACCUGGAAGAUAGAGAAGAUACAAUCUUGCUAAAAAAAAAAACUACAUAUUAACAGGAAAAUAUGAUGAUUUACAGUAUUUAAAACCUGAUAACUCUCAAUGCUUCACUCUCCUUCUCAGUCUACUUUCACUUUAAAGGAAUCAAAGCUUAAGUAAGGAUACCAGACUUAAGUAUUUAGUAAGUAAGGUGGCUUUCUUUUGAUACUAACCUACCCUAACCUUUAUCUCAUGCAAACAUGAGUGGAAAUGUAGACAGGAGAUAUGAUUUUCUUCAGAACAAAGCUACUUCUAAUGUUAGGUAUUAUGUAACCUGUAUCUGUGGGGGACCCUUUCAGUCUGUGUGGGAUUUAAGGUGGAUGAACACUGAACCUGAACUUGUAUAUGUCGAAGGUUGUGCCCCUGGAUAACUGCAAUCUCGGUAGGUAAAACCUGGGAAAACAUGGAAAAUAAGACUUUGUUAACCUUUUCCUAAGAAGAUUGUUGUAGAUUUUGUGCAAAGUGUAUUAGAGGUGGGACGUAUGUUUAUUGCAAGGUCUUUAUUGUAAGUUAUACGAUGUAGUAUGUGCUCGGCAUGAAGUUAUGAAGGGAUUCUUUCCAGAAAACAAACUAUGCUGUUAGAACGUCAUGUUAUACAGAUAUUUGUAUGAAUGUGAUGACGGAGUCAGCUUUUUUUGUGGUAGAGCAACUUCCCGUCAGAGGUUCCCUCAACCCUGAAAUUUUAUGUGAUACUAUUAUCAAAAAUCUUAUCAGUACCAUGUAAAUCAACUAAUAUUAUAUUAUAUAUAUAUAUAAAUGAUAUGUGAACGUGAAUGAACUAUCACUGGCUCUGGUAGCGCCAUUAGAUCAGCAAGUAUACACUCAGGCUUUUCACUGAUAUCAUGAUAGCGGCCAUAUUGGAGCACAGCAGCAACAUGUUGGCAUCUGUAACAGAUGUACAGUUUACUCCAAUAUGGUGCAAUGAUGGUGAAUACAUGGAAAGCCUGUAUUCUUACCUUUGGUAGGAAGCCAACUGCACUGAUUUGUUUAUUGCUGUCAGAGAGGUGUUGUUUCAAUUAAGUGGUCUCUUUAUGUAGUUAGGUUUCUGUGUGCUUGUAGGUCACCAGCAAAACUUAUCUCAACUUUUUGGCCAAAACUUUUGAUUUGCAGUGUUCUUAGUCUGGUGGUGGGGAAGCAUUUUCUUGCAGAAAGAAUAAUUGCAUGUUAUAAAGGUGUCAUCUUUUCCUGUCUGUUGUAAGUUGUGAGUGGUAUUCAAAGUCUACACACAGUAUUUCUGAUGUACAGUAUACAAGUCCUGAAAGGCACAUAUCUAUAUGCCAAAUGCACAUACUGGGAACUAUACACCUGCUGAUGUCCAGGCCACCAAAGUAGUUCCUAUCAGACUCUUUGUGUCUGGCUAAUAAUUGGCAGAAUUUACAUGAAACAGCAUUUGGCUGGCUGGUAGGGUUUGUGUAAGUAGGGAAGUGUGCAUGGGAAGGCAGACUACCUUUUGUUCAGCAUACUUCCUUUUAUACAUACCCUACUGUCUGGACAGACUCUGUCAUGCCAGGCUGGACUAGUUGUUAGCCAGUAACAUAGGGUGGCAGAUAGAUCGUGCUUUAAUUUUUCAAGCAUUGACAAUGCACAUGUGUUUCUCUCCUACAAGUAAGCUAUGAAGGAUUUAAAGGACAAGUAAUGUGUAGCUUUCCUGUUUCAAACACCAACGAAAUGCUGCCUGUAUGGUCGUCUGUAUACAGUAUACUCCAGCAAAUACUCCUGAACCAGGUUUUCAAAACAAGCAGUCAACAGGUAAAAAAAAUACAUAGCAGCUGACUGAAAAGAUGUUUGUCCCAUUUUUGCACCUGCUGUAUUAAAUGUGAUAGUUCCUGUAGAAA
Molecule: messenger RNA, 2889 nt
Organism: Branchiostoma floridae (Florida lancelet)
Lineage: Eukaryota; Metazoa; Chordata; Leptocardii; Amphioxiformes; Branchiostomatidae
Product: ras-related protein Rab-2A
Exons: 8
Coding region: 127-771 (214 amino acids)
Cellular component (GO): Golgi apparatus
Molecular function (GO): GTP binding; GTPase activity
Source: RefSeq, a predicted model, not a curated record